CCCACCCGGGCCCGGCAGCAGCGCGAGCGCGCAAGUCAAACUUGAGCCAUAGGAAUCCAUUACCCGAAAUCGCUCAGUCGCUCAGUGUUCCACCCACGUGCGUGAAGUCGUGUCGUGUCGUUAUUGUUAAUAAUUUUAUUGACGAUGACAUCAAAAGGUAAAAGACAACUCCAAGUGUUGGAUUUUUUUAGAAAAAAGCCGAGAGUGGAGCUUACACCAAAUUCAGAUGAUGAGUUACCGAAGAAUCCUCCAGUCAAUAAAGAUGAUGACGAGUUGCAGUCGCAAUACGAAAUUUCGAGGGCCGAGCACGAGUAUGAUAUUGCAAAUUUCCCAGGAAUUGACGUGGCAAAUAGCAGGAAAGUCGAAAUAUUGGAGAAGCUGUGGCAGCCGACAGAAACAUUCCAGUUUCCCUCAUCUGGUAAUAGAAAUUUGAAAUUUCAACACAAAUGGUUCCACCAGUGGAAGUGGCUUAGCUAUUCCAAGGAAGUGGACGGUGCGUACUGUAAAUGUUGUGUUUUAUUCAACACAAAUACCGGAGUAGGGUUGGGAAAACAUCAGAAAGUUGGGCAACUAUGUACAGAAAAGUUCUGCAAUUGGAAAAAAGCCAAAGAACGUUUCACCGAACAUCAAACACGUGAAUAUCACCAGCACAACGUUGAAAACGCCGCCCUCAUUACCAACAUCGUUAAAGGAAAACAGGAUCCAAUUAAUCUGCAAUUAAAUCAAGAGGAAAAAAACCAAAUUCUGGAAAAUCGAAAAACACUGGAGCCCAUAAUAGAAACAGUUCUUCUCUGCGGAAAACAAGGGUUGGCUUUGAGAGGACAUAGAGAUGGAGGACGAAUUAUUGUAGACCCGGAAAAAGAUGAUAAUGAAGGAAACUUCCGAGAAAUUUUGAGAUAUAGGGCCAAAUAUGAUGAAACUCUGCAACGAACCCUGCUUAAUAGCAAAAGAAAUGCCCUUUAUACAAGCUGGAACAUUCAGAACGAGAUUAUUGAGAUCAGCAAUGACCUUAUUCUGCAAAAACUGAUAACAAAGAUAAAUUUGUCUGGAUAUUUUUCAGUAUUAGUCGAUGAGACCACUGACAUAUCAACCACUGAGCAAAUGUCCCUCUGUAUUCGCUGUGUUGAUCCAUCUUUUACAUUUGUGGAGGAACUUUUUCUACAGUUUAUCCCAAUUGAGGAUGUCACAGGCAAAGGAAUUGCUACUGCAAUCGUUGAUAAUCUUAAACGCCUUGGGAUCGAUGUGAGUAAAAUGCGUGGCCAAGGGUAUGAUGGUGCAGCUGCUAUGAGCGGUCAGUUUAAUGGUGUACAGGCGCACGUUAGAGCCUUAUAUCCGCAAGCGAUUUAUGUUCACUGUGUGGCUCAUUCAUUAAAUUUGGCUGUCUCGAAUUCGUGUGAAGUAUCCGCAAUAAGAAACUGUUUAGGCACCAUAGAAACACUAUAUAAUUUUUUCCACACUCCAAAACGGCAAUUGGUGCUGGAAGAAAGCCUGAAGGAAUUGGAAGUUGCAUCUUCCCACGAAAAAAUAAAGCGGCUUUGUGCAACAAGAUGGGUCGAAAGAUACAACUCUGUAAUGGUUUUUGUCGAACUUUUCGAUGGAAUUAUACUGGCAUUACAUAAAAUUUCUGAAUGGCCGGAUAAGGAGUCCGCAAAUGCUGCUCAUCAACUUGACUGCACAUUAAAAAAGGCCGAAUUUGUUAUUGCAUUGUCAGUAAUAAAUCAGGUGUUUUCUUACAGCAGUAUUUUAUGCAAGAUGCUGCAGCAACGGAAUAUCGACUUGAGAAAGGCAGCAAACUUAGCUGAAGACACAAUAGCUGAAAUAAAGAAGCUACGUGAAGAUGCUAAGCCCGGGUUCGCAAAAUUAUUUGCUGGCGUUCAGGAGCAAGCUGGUAGACACAGAAUCGACAUUUCCCAACCCCGGAUUACAUCGAAGCAAACCAACAGAUGCAAUGUUGAGGUUAGUCAUGUCGAAGAUUAUUUUCGAGUGUCGAUUUAUAUCCCGUUCUUGGAUGCUUUUUUGGGCAACUUAGAGGAUAGAUUCACCAAGCACAAAGAGAUUUUGAUGGGUUUCCAGUGUUUACUGCCAACCAAUCCCCAUAGUCUAACUGAUAAAACUUUAGAAGAAUUCAAGUCUCUAAUCUUAUUUUAUAAGGAUGAUCUAAAUGGCAGCAUGGAUGAGCUAACAGCAGAGCUGAAAUUAUGGUACAGACUGAUUGCUAAGUUGGACAAGCAGGAAUGGCCUAAAGAUGCUUUGAGUGCAAUAAAAUAUUGCGCUGAUGACGUUUUCCCAAACAUAAAGACAUUACUGCAUAUAUUAGCAGUACUGCCUGUUUCCACGGCGGAAAAUGAAAGAUCUUUUUCGACAUUACGCCGUUUGAAGAACUACUUGCGAAAUGCUACAUCCGAGACUCGACUUAAUGGACUAACGCUCUUGCAUAUAUUCAGAGAAUUGACUCCAUCAGUGGAAUCAAUCCUUAAUAAAAUGUCCGAAAAACCAAGGAAGCUAAAAAUCAAACUUUAG
Photinus pyralis (common eastern firefly) is the source of this 2520-nucleotide messenger RNA. Its product is annotated as zinc finger MYM-type protein 1-like. Lineage: Eukaryota; Metazoa; Arthropoda; Insecta; Coleoptera; Lampyridae. The record is from RefSeq and is a predicted model, not a curated record. The transcript has 2 exons. The coding region runs from base 145 to 2520 and encodes 791 amino acids. Gene Ontology annotation, molecular function: protein dimerization activity.